Messenger RNA from Boleophthalmus pectinirostris (great blue-spotted mudskipper), 9859 nucleotides. It is a transcript of the gene zfyve9a, whose product is annotated as zinc finger, FYVE domain containing 9a. Gene Ontology annotation, cellular component: early endosome membrane. The record is from RefSeq and is a predicted model, not a curated record. NCBI's taxonomy places the organism in Eukaryota, Metazoa, Chordata, Actinopteri, Gobiiformes, Gobiidae. Gene Ontology annotation, molecular function: metal ion binding. The transcript has 20 exons. Gene Ontology annotation, biological process: endosomal transport. Bases 463 to 3921 code for a protein of 1152 amino acids.
CUCCGGUGUGUUUCUGUGAGCGCUGGAACCCUCGGGGGUGGAUCCUGAGUGCUGCUGCCGCUGUCUGUCGCACAACUACGGCACACUACAGCCUCGACUUUCCGCCGUGUCUGUGGCUCACCGGAGCUCCUUCCAACACCGCGACUCAUCCAGAAACAACCCCCCCAAAUGCGAUCACUUACCACGGACACCAAGGUGGGCGCCUCUUGCAGGACUAUGCGUGCAAGAUGAGGAGUCUUUUGACGCUUGGUCAAAAUGUGGAGGUGGAUUCCUGGACAAGUGGGCCUUCUACACACAGUUCCUCCCUGAGUCUGUUCACCAUUGAGAAAAACAGGUGUGUGGGCGUUGGGCGGUUGCCAGAUUGACUGAAGUUACUGAAACCUGUUGAGGGGAUUCAUCGCAGUGACUGAGAGGGAGCUCUGAGCAGGGGCACCGCAGCGGCAGGGUGGAGCUUCCUGACUCAUGGAGAAUUACUUCCAGGCCGAAGCCUUCAACCUGGACAAGGUGCUGGACGAGUUUGAGCAAAAUGAAGAUGAAACAGACACUCCGAUCCUCUCCGACGCCAAGUGGACUCAGAUCCUGGCUCCGCCCCCUCACCUGCUCUCUCUAAACCCCGCCCUGGCCCACGCGGACCUGAGCCCGGGGGACAGUCCUCUUCCCUUUAAGACCCUCCCCCCGGACUUCACCCCCUCCACCACCACCACCACCCCGCCGUCCAGCCUCUCCCCGGGCGCCGAUCCCAAACGCCACCCCAGCUCCGAGCAUCCGUCCUGGAGUGAGGAGAGACCCGCGGACGUCCACAGCCCUCCGCUUCCGCAGCCCAAUAUCGGCAAACUGGUGGGGGCUGAUGAUUUGUCACCUCCUCCAGUGAAUUCUUGCGAAAAUGGGGGCUCACAAGAUUGCGUUUCGUUACGGGACGGGCAACCUGCUGCUCCGGAACAACUGUCCUCAAGUCAAGAGGAGAGAAAUGAUUCAACACGUUUUAGUUUUGAAGUAGGAGCACAAAAUGGCGACGUUGAGGACACUACAGAACAAGUUGAAUCCAAACAAGAUAUUUUGAAUGGAGAAGGUUGCAGUGAAUCGGAUAGCGUUGACGCAGAAAAGGAGAUUAAAGCGAGUUCAGAUGAGGAAGCAAAGGAAGAAUCACACGUCACGAAUGUUUGCAAUGGUCCGGUUGAAGACGCUUCGUCCCAAAGUCAAGGAACGGAGGAGGAAGAAGCAGCUGCGUCCAUUUGCGUAUCAUCCAAAGAAGAUUCGGUGACGGAAGAGAAGGAGAUGGAGGAGAGCAAACAAGAAAUCCAAGAUGGGGGCGCGACGUCUGGCAGCGCCCAAACGAAACUGAACAACGGGCGACUGCAGCCGGUCAGCAUUCCGUACGGAGGAGCACGUCCCAAGCAACCGGUCAACCUCAAACUGCAAAUCCCUCAACCUUUAUCGAAUCAUGUCCAAAAUCAACUCGGGCCGUCAGCGGUGAACAGUAAAAACAAAAAUCUAGAAAGUCAAAAUCGAAAAAGCGCAGAGUUGACGGAGGAUACGAGUACGCUAAACGGGGAUGCGAUUUCUAACUCCACACCGCAGCCCGAGAGUCCUGAUAAUGAUGUCCAGGCCGGUCAGCAGGGGGCGCUGUGCAGGAAGAUCUCACUGGGAGAGGUGGCCCCGGUCUGGGUGCCCGAUUCGCAGGCUCCCGUGUGUAUGAAGUGUGACGUCAAGUUCACCUUCACCAAGAGGAGGCACCACUGCAGAGCCUGUGGCAAGGUUUUCUGUGCGUCCUGCUGCAGUUUGAAGUGCAGACUCUUGUACAUGGACAGAAAAGAGGCUCGUGUCUGUGUGACGUGUCAUUCAACUCUGACGAGUGCUCCGUCGUCGUGGGAGACUCAGGUGUGUCCCAGUAACCAGAGUCCAAACCCCAAUAACCCGUCUGAGUACUGCUCCACAGUGCCCCCCCUGCAGCAGGCCCAGGCUUCAGGAGCGCUCAGCUCACCCCCUCCCACUGUCAUGGUCCCUGUGGGGGUGCUCCAGCAGAACGCCAAUGAAGUGUCCCUGUCCCGUGAGCAGAGGAGAGUGUGGUUUGCAGAUGGAGCCCUGACAAACGGAGAGGCUUCAGAAUCUCCCAAACCCCUGUCAUCGCACCAGCCGCCCUCACAGUCCAGAGCCAUUUCAAACAAGACCCACUCCACUGCAGCCAGCUCCGAGGCGUUGCAGUCUGGAGCGCCCCCUGUGGGCAGUCCUGUGGGCAGUGCGGUCAGUCUGAUCCCAGAGGACGGACUUCCUCCCAUCCUCAUCUCCACUGGAGUCAAAGGAGGUACGGGAGGCCCCCUCACCUCAGUUGGUGUCCUGUCCAUAUCUAACGUCCCUCUGCUCCAUGGCGCCCCCUCUGUCCUCUCCUCAGAUUACGCAGUAGAGGAGCGUCCAUCUGAAGUGGUCCUAAUGCAGCAGCUGGAGGAGGGCGGACCUGACCCUCUGGUGUUUGUGCUCAAUGCAAACCUGCUCGCCAUGGUCAAACUGGUCAACUAUGUGAACCGUAAGUGCUGGUACCUGAGCACUAAGGGCAUGCACGCUGUGGGACAGACCGAGGUGGUGAUCCUGCUCCAGUGUCUCCCCGAUGAGAAGACCCUCCCCAAAGACGUCUUCAGACACUUCGUCCAGCUCUACCAGGAGGCCCUCACCGGUAGCGUGCUGAGCCACCUGAGUCAUUCGUUCUUCACUCAGAGUUUUCUGGGCAGCAAAGAACACGGCGGUUUCCUGUACAUCAGCCCGUCGUUCCAGUCGCUCCAGGACCUGCUGCUGCCCAACCCGCCCUUCCUCUUCGGAGUCCUCAUCCAGAAGUGGGAGACGCCCUGGGCCAAAGUCUUCCCCAUACGCCUCAUGCUGCGGCUGGGAGCAGAGUACAGAUUCUACCCGUGUCCGCUGUUCAGUGUUCGCUUCAGGAAACCUCUUUUUGGAGAAACCGGACACACCAUCAUGAAUCUACUCGCGGAUUUCCGUAAUUACCAGUACAGUCUGCCGGCAGUCAAAGGAUUGGUCGUAGACAUGGAAGUGCGGAAAACUAGCAUCAAGAUUCCCAGUAAUCGCUACAAUGAGCUGAUGAAGGCCAUGAACAAGUCGAACGAGCACGUGUUGGCGAUGGGGGCGUGUUUUAACGAGCGCGCCGACUCUCACCUGGUCUGUGUGCAGAACGACGACGGAAACUACCAAACACAGGCCAUCAGCAUCCACCACCAGCCCCGCAAAGUGACUGGAGCCUGUUUCUUUGUGUUCAGUGGAGCUCUGAAAGCCUCAUCGGGAUACUUGGCUAAAACCAGCAUCGUAGAAGAUGGAGUGAUGAUCCAGAUCACCGCGGAGACGAUGGAGGCUCUACGGCAAGCGCUGAGGGACAUGAAGGACUUCAGUAUCACCUGUGGAAAAGCGGAUCAGGAGGAGAGCCAGGACACUGUUCACAUCCAGUGGACCGAAGACGACCACAAUUUCAACAAAGGUGUGAUCAGUCCCAUCGACGGGAAGUCCAUGGAGUCCAUAACCAGCAUCAAGAUCUUUCACGGCUCCGAGUUCAAGGCCAAUGGGAAAGUCAUCCGCUGGACCGAGGUGUUCUUCCUCCAGAGUGAGGAGCAGUCUGGAGGUCUGUCUGACCCGGCCGAUCACAGUCGUCUGACAGAGAGCAUGGCCAAGGCGUUCUGCAUCGCUCUGUGCCCACACCUCAAACUGCUCAAAGAGGACGGUAUGGCUAAGCUGGGCCUGAGGGUCACUCUGGACUCAGACCAGGUUGGAUAUUUGGCCGGCAGUAACGGGCAGCCCCUCCCCCCUCAGUACCUCAGCGACUUGGACUCCGCCCUCAUUCCCAUAAUUCACAGCGGCGCGUGUCAGCUGAGCGAGGGGCCCGUCGUCAUGGAGCUCAUCUUCUACAUCCUGGAAAUCAUCUCCUAGAAACAAGACUCCUGAGGCUUCAUGGAAAACACACAUUUUUAAGGCAUUUCACUCAAGGUCAUUCAAAUUCGAGGCCUUUUGAUCGAGCAGACGUGGUUUUAGGAUGAACAUUACCAUGGAAACUGUGGUGUAAACAUGUUCAACCAUUUUUGUAUUGUACAGGAGCCGGGAGGGUUCAUAACAAAUGGAAACGCCGCAAUAAAGAAGUCACAACACGCCAAAAAAAGCCACAACAGAAGUGACAGCGGGAAUCUAGUUUAAUGCAAACGCCACAACAAAAAUGCAAACACAACAACACAACAAAAAGCCACAACAAACCAAAAAAAGCCACAAUGGAAGUGACCGCGGAACUCUUUUUUUUUCGACGGACCAAGCGACAGUCAGACAGUGUCAUCGAUCCUGGCCACAAAACAAUAAAUUACUUUUACUUACAUUUCCAACUUCGUUCACCUCUCUGUUGCUUUACUUUUCACAUUCUUGUUCUUCUUCAGCUUUUUCCAUUCACUUCCCACGUGGUCCGUCGGAAAAUAGAGUCCUACAGUCACUUCCGUUGUGGCUUCUUGGUUUGUUGUGGCUUUUUGUUGUGUUGUGGCAUUUUUAUUUGUUGCUGCGUUUGCAUUAAAAGAGUCCUGUGGUCAUUUCCAUUGUGACUUUUUUGGUGUUUCAUGGCAAUUUUUGGUUUGUUGUGGCUUUUUGUUGUGUUGUUGCGGCGUUUGCGUUUGUUAUGAUCCCUCCCGGCUUCUGUAAUAUUGUGUAUUGCAAAAAACAAAACAAAAACAACAACUUGAAAACAUGCAUUCUUACUGUAUGCGGCCUUGCCUCACCACAGAUCUGACCUGUAAUGUUAACCCGGUGGUGGGUAUUGCUUGCUUUUCUCAAUGUAAACGAAAUAACACUAUAUAUUUUUCCAAUUUAACAUUUUAAACAACUAAAUGGCCCGAUCGAAAUGCCUAGAAUUUUCCAAGUCCUGCGCCGUCAUCAAAAGCUCUCACCUCAUCGGUCGAUUUCGUUGAAGCCCGGAUGCAGCACUUCCUGGUUCCAGGCGGGUAGCAGUCCUCUUCACAUCUAUGCAUCCGCCGCAGCUCUGUUUUUUUAUUAUAGCACCGAGUUCCAGGCCCUCACUGUGGACACCAAGGGCCUCAGCAAUGCAUUUUGGGUAGCAGCAACCACAUACACACAAUACAGAUAUUUCUCUAGCUCAACAAAAAUAUCAACACUACAUUUUGGUUGCAAUUUUGGAUUAAAUCGAGGGAAAUUUUAUCUCUUCUGAGUGUGUGCUGUUGUGUCUAUGAGCAAGACACUUCACACACAUUGCCUACAUCGAUUGUGUGGCUUUGACAGGGUGAAGGGCAUCUGACGCAAAAAAAACAAACAAACAAAAAAAACCUGUAAAUUCUCCUAAAAUCAAGUUAUCCAAUCAGAAAGCAGAAAGAGGUUCUCACUUUGGGUUGCCAGAUCCUCCGACUAAAACCAGCUCUGCGAUUUUAAACUCUGGGGUUCUUGGUAUUGCACAAAAUGUAUAUCUUCAUAUUUUUGAUAACAAUAUUCAGAAGAUAAUUAUAGAAACUCAUGUGAGGCUCAUUCUGUUUUCUGAUGGAUAAUCAUCUUGUGAACCAAAACACCAAAUUUCAGCGUGGCCAGAAUUUCUAAAUAAACUAGGACAUCCCAAUUUUUGGUGGUUGGUAAUAAUAGAGUUCCCACGUCCCACGUCAUGGAAAUCCUGAAAAAGUCAUGGAAUUUUAGUAUCUCUUUCACACAACCACAGCGUUCUGUUAAAUUAUCAUUAGGCUGUUAUGAUUAUUUCUGAACAUAUGCGCCUUUUGUUUAAAGAGACGACAAUAAAUGCACUGACAUUAUUUUGAAAUGUUAAAAAACUAUAAUCCCAAACCAUAAGGCGAGUGGAAAGAGUUAACAUUUCAUAUUUAGCCCUAAAAGUCUGAUCAAUUUUACACAUGUAGAAAUGUCAUGAAGUCAUGGAAAAUUCACUUGAGGUCAUGAAAAAGUCAUGGAAAUGUUUAGAAAUUUUAUCAAUGAAAAAAAAGUGGGAAUAAAAUAAACAAACAAGUGCGGAAUGAAAAAAAUUUUUAUGCCGAGACCAUUCAUGACUAACGUGAGACAGUAUAGUCACAUUUUCUUUGUGUUUUGGUCAUUUUUACGCAGAUUUAAAAAUAUUUUACCUAAACAAAUGACAAUUUAUGCUUCCGUUUACUGUCGGCAGGUGUCAGAUUUGUCAAAAAUAGGGACAUCAGGGACAUUUCUUGUAUAAAACUGGGACAAAUGACUGGGAAAGGGGACACGGGGCUCAAAACUGGGACUGUCCCGUUAACCGUCAUGAGCUUCAUUUGACCAGAGCUGAACGCUGUGGGUGAUGUCGCGCUCACUCAGUGCACUUCUUUAUACAGUCUGUGUUAUUUUAAUUAAAAAUAAAUCAGUGUUAUAGUUCGCUCACUGUGUCUCGCAGCGAACAGUCACUUUUAGUCAAACUGUAAAACAUAAAAGAAAAAACCCAUUCAAAUUCAGAUUCAUUUCAGGAGUACAGAAUUAUUUUUAAUGUGUAAAAUACUUGAGCUUGAGGUGGUGUUUUUAUUAGUAUUUUUUAUUCCUCAAACUUAGCGAUAGCGUUAGCAUUAGCGUUAGCAUUGAGACACAAACAUGCCUCUUUCUAAACACAAAACUGUCCUCUGCUCAAAUAUUCGUUUUAUUUAUGUAAUUUUUAACAUGUUGUCAGUGACAUCCACCCACAACUCACAGUCCAGUGUCUUAUUUUUAAAUAUUUAUUCAUUUUAACCAAAAAAAACCCCCCAAAAAACAAAAACGUAGAUUCACAAUUGUACAGGAAGUAGUGACGCUAACAUUAAGGUUACCGGGCACUGUUGUGCAUAGAGCCGAUUUUGACCAGUAAAAGAUGUAUUUAAUUUGAGUUUACCUUGAACCUGCGGACACAGUUAGGCCAAAACUAUGAAAUUUUGUAUUAAAAUUGUACAUAAUGUUCCUCUAAUGUGAAAUAACCCACAAAAGGUCAGAAAUAUCACUUAAAACCCUUGAGAAAUGUCACAAUGUCCAUAGUUUGAUAUUUUCCCAGGUCUGUUUUUAAACCAGUAGAAGCACAAGUUACAAUUAUUACCUUUUUUUUUUUUUUGUCUCUGGUGCUACCCAUGACCUAAAAACUUAAAAAAUAUUGACAUUUGGGGAAAAUUGCAGCCAAAAUGAAUGUUGAAAUUUCGUUUUGUUCAGCAUUUAAACACUACAGAUCACACUGUUGCGGUGCUACGAUCGCUCGUGUAUUUGAGGUAAAUGGACUUCAGUUUUCCAGCUUUAUUCUCCAUCAGCACUGGCUUUACCUGGACUCUCAAAGACUGUACAUAGUUUUAUACUCAUUAUAACCAAUACAUGUAGCCUCCAGUGGGAAAAAACUAUGUAAAAGACAGUAUUAAGAGCAAAAGGGACUCAAGUAAUGUACAAAUAUUUCAUGUCGAAUUGUGAAUUGAAAUCGCUCGGUGGUUCCAAUGCUUUAUGAUGUAAUUCAAAUUGUACAGACGCAGCAGCUGAACCUGUCACGUCAAUGUGUUUCUAUUGAAGAUUUCUGUCCAUGUAAAGUUAAAAAAAAAAAAAAAAAAAAAAAAGUACAGCUAUAAAUAUAUAAAUCUAUAUUAGAGAUGUUUUAAAUGCACUGGAUUAAAGCCAUUUCAAGCCUGGACAGCCAUACUGAAGUUGAAUAGGUUAAUAUCUUGAAAUUGGACCAAUCAGAAUGCGUUUAACCAAAAAGGGGCGGGACUAUUCAUUCAAGCUUCUCUCUGAUUGGCUGAAUAUCUGUGUUUAGAGAUACAAAUUCAAAUAUUAUGCUUUUUACUGUCUAAAUCUACCUACCUUUUGCAUUCUGAGCAUCCUAAUUACUCACAGUGAUGAGUUUAUAAGCGUUUUCCGCAACUUCCAGAGACCAGAGCGGUAAUUCUGACAACUAACAACAACACUAGCAUGCUAAAGCACACUUCCUGAUUCUUGGAUAAUAAAACGGGUUAUAAUUAGAUCCAGACAGUCCAAAAGAGCUGCUUAUUUGCAUGCAGUUUUGAGUAAAAUAUAUGGAAAAAACAAGUUAGAGAGUCUUUAAAUAUUAGUUUAGAAAUAUCAGAAAACCUGACUUCAAGUAUGGGUGCCCAGGCUGGACAUUUUCCGAAGGUUAAAUUUUGCGAGUUGGGCCUAUAGAGGAAUCCCUUCGUUUUGGACUCUUAUAGAAGUUGAAUGUAAAACCAUAAUCUUCUGUCGUUUUCACCCAGUCAUGAAAACUAGACUCUAUGUAACUGAAUGGACCUUUUGAACAAGUAAUAGUAUUGAUUUUUUUUUUUUAUUUAGAAAUGUGUUUUUUGUUUUUAAGUUACCAAAUCCGCUGUUAAAAUAAGAUGUACGGCUCAUAAAUCACCUGUAUAGGGGACAGACAAUCAUGGACACAACUAAUUUCUGCACACAAGCUGGACGUUAAAGAGGGGGUAUUCUGCUAAAUCAACUUUUUAGAGCUUUCUACUCAUCAAAAACAUUCCUGACAUGGUUGAAGAGUAAUUUAGCAAUCACUCUCGGGUCCUACUCAAACCCUCCUUACGGUUAGCUGUAAGAUUUUGCACAAUUCUCAGCCCACACUUCUCCAUAAAUACACAAAAACAUGAUGCAAAACUGUACACUACAACUUCACAAACCUAAUACGAUGUGCUGUAGUUUCUUUAGUGCUCUGAAGGGGGAGUGAUUAGCACGAGGAGCAAAGCGAGGUGAGGCUCAAAGUGUCAAAAACAAUAGUGACACUUAUAAAACUUCAUUGUUAAUACUUUGUUUUUGGAGCGAAAAGGGCAUUUUGAAAACAAUAAAAGGUAACACGGUGAUCUAAAUAUGUUUUGUGUUAGUAGUUAAUACCCCAUAGAAGUAAAAUACCCCCUCUUUAAAGAAACAGUACGUAACUUUUCUAGUGGGGGACUGCCGAUUUGUGUCUACUCUGCAAAAAGUUUUAUCUAGGUAAGUUAAAAUGUCUUGAAUUAACAAUAAUAAAUAUUUUGAUUUCAGUAAAUUUUACUUGACAAUGCAACAAGUUUAAGCAACAUACAAUUAGUGCAAAGUUGUUGUUUUUUUCUUAUUUAAAGUACAAAAAUUUUACAAAAACUUUAACUUGUCCAGUCAAAUCUACUCAAACCAAAAUAAUGUAUUCUUAAUUUAUGCAUUAAAACAAUUUAAACUUGCCUAGAUAUGUUUUGCAGUGAAUGCUUGAAGAUAAUCUAAAUGUUUUUGUUUCUGUGCAAGAAAUGUGAUCAAAUUGAAAUUGUGACAAGAAAAUGUUUGUAUUUUUAUAUUUUUGGCCAGAUUGCCAUCUCAAACAUAACCUGUUUUGAUGAAAAAAAACCAAAAAACAGUCUAGACACAGAGAGAACAUGCAUACUGCACACAGAAAGUCCCCAAACAUGUGUUAUUUCUUAUUUUAUGUAUUUUUAUUCAGUUUAGUUUCAUUUAGCGCCACUUUUAAAAAAAACUUUAACAUUUCUUUGGUUCAUUCAGACCACUUCUUACUGCUUACUAAUGGUCUUUAUCAUUUUCAAGAUUCAUAUUUAGUAUUUUAUUUUGGUUAAAUUGGCAUCAUCAGUUUAUUGUUAGAACUUGUUUAAACUCUUUCCCAUUUCCAGUUUGUGCAAUUUGUCCAAAAAGGUGCAAUUUAAAAAGUCUCAUUUAGUUGUGUUCGACGAUAUGGACUUCACUAGAACAUGCAUGCAACAGAAGCAGCCUGGGAAUUGAUCAUUACACUACUCUGAGUUUGUGGAAAUGAAUUGUUUUGUGGUUUGAUUUAUUUUUUUUAAUGAACAUUGGUUGAAAUGUUUGAAAAGCCAAAAAUGUGCUUAUUUUUCGUUACAAAGUGGACUUCAUCCGCCUCUGUAGAAUAUGUACAAUAAAUACUUGUAGAAAAUGA